CUUGGAGAAGAGGGUCCAAACUCAAAAGACGUGAAAGCUGUAAACAUGCCUGCCCUCAGGCCAAGCUGAGGUUUUCCAGAUCCGUUCCUCCUUGCUGUCUCACAGGUCAGUGUUGGAAAUGACCCCCAGCAGACAGUUCCAGUACUUCUUAGUAAAGAUCCAAAAUGUUUAUGGAAUCUUAAGGCCAGCCAGAGCAGCCAGAGCUACAGAGAGACCAAGACAAAUCCAGAAGGCAACAUUUCGAAGGCUGACAUUUUCAUCCUCGGACUCCAUCAUGAAGGUUUCCACGAUGUUUUUAUGCCUGUUGCUCACAGCUGCUGCCCUCAGCAUCCAGGUGCUCUCUCAUCCAGCAUCUAUUGCAACCGUCUGCUGCUUUACUAUGACGGGUAAGAAAAUCUCCUUUCAACGGCUUCAGAGUUACAGAAGAAUUACUGGCAACAAAUGCCCCCAGAAAGCUGUGAUCUUCAAAACCAAAUUGGUCAAGGAUAUCUGUGCUGAUCCCCAGAAGAAGUGGGUCCAGGAUGCUAUUAAGUACCUGGACCAGAAAUCACAAACCUUGAAGAAGAACCAGACAAAUGUUUGAUUCAUUUGAUUCCUGGUCUCCCUGAGUUGUGAUCUGAAGCAACCUUAUCAUUCUAAAAGGAAUGUCUUAUUUAAUAAUUAAAAAUAUUUCACUUAAGUUAUUGGCAGUUUUUAAUUUGUUUCCAUGAGUAUAAGUUGUUUAUAAAGAUUCCACAGUAAAUGAUAUCAUGAAGUGCUAUAAUUAUUAUUCUAUGUAACAUGACAAAUAUAACUAUACUUUAUAUUAAUUAUCAAGACAGCACAUGGUUUAAAUUUAUACAAUGUUACAUGUCAAAUAUGUUCAGUAAAAAAUGAAGAAAAAUGAAAUAAUAUAAAAUGAGAUAAUAUAAAAUGUGAAAUGCUAGUUAUGUUCCUUCCCCUUUGCAAGAUCCAAUUCCUUCCCCUGCCAAGUGAAUGAUGCUACUCCUAUCUUCCUAGAAUCCUAUAAGAGCCUUAGCAAAAAUUAUUAGCAUGAAAAUGUUUGUUAUUUUUAAUAAUAUGUGGCUUUUGUGAAGCAAAGGUGUGAUUUAUAAUAUUAAAUGGAAGCACAUACUGUUUUAUGAAUAUAUAAAAAUGUUUUUCAGUUA
Erinaceus europaeus (western European hedgehog) is the source of this 1148-nucleotide messenger RNA. RefSeq names its product eotaxin. The transcript is spliced from 6 exons. Gene Ontology annotation, molecular function: CCR chemokine receptor binding; chemokine activity. The record is from RefSeq and is a predicted model, not a curated record. Gene Ontology annotation, cellular component: extracellular region. The coding region runs from base 119 to 583 and encodes 154 amino acids. Gene Ontology annotation, biological process: lymphocyte chemotaxis; cellular response to type II interferon; cellular response to interleukin-1. NCBI's taxonomy places the organism in Eukaryota, Metazoa, Chordata, Mammalia, Eulipotyphla, Erinaceidae.